AUGGAAGUAUGGUUUUUGGCCGGACUUGGCAAACAAAGAUUUAGUCUAAUGUUCACUUUGCCACAAACAAAUGCAUUCGGGAAUCAAAGACUAAAACAACACUUGGCGGCGGGUUACGGAGAUGUUGCUAAAUGCCCCAAAACAACUACAGAGAUUAUGAGGGAAAUGCAACAAUAUAUGCAAGGCACAUCAAGAAUGAAGAGAUCAAGGGUGGUCUUGGAUGAUAAUGUGGAUGAUGAUGUGCAAGAAUCGGCAAGGGAAGAAACACAACCAUCAUCUCACGAUUCCGUUACUUAUCCAAGUUCUGGGACGGCUAGUAAGAGAAAACAAACCAUGUUGAGAUUUGUAGAACCGCAACCGAGAGUAGGAAAAAAAACUCAAUCAGUUGCAUCACUACUUAGAAAGACCCCUGAAGAAGUAGUUGAUGAGAGGCAUUCCAAGGGUCCUACUCAAAGAACAAUUGAGGCUUGUACGAAGAGUAAGGAAGAAACAAAGAGGACAAUGCUACAUAUAGCAGUUUUUUUUUAUGAGAAUGGCAUACCAUUUAAUGCGGCUAAUUCAAGAAGCUUUGAAGUAAUGGUUGAAUCAAUUGGACAAUGGGGGCUGGGAUUGAAGCCUCCUAGCUUUCAUGAGUUACGAGUACCCCUCCUUUUGGACUCAAAGCAAGUGACUGAUAAGUUGAAAGAAAGACAUAGACUUGCUUGGAAGCAAUACGGGUGCACACUCAUGUCUGAUGGGUGGACCGAUAAAAGAGGUAGACAUCUGAUUAAUUUUCUUGUGAAUAGUCCCGAGGGGACUUUUUUCUUGGAGUCGGUUGAUGCAUCGAGUGAGUCACACGAUGCAAGAAUGUUAGCUGGAUUGUUGGAGCAAAAAGUUGAAGAAGUUGGGAAAGAAAAUGUCAUUCAAAUAGUGACCGGCAAUGGAGCAAUCUAUAAAGCCGCGGGCAAACUUUUGGAGGAGAGGAUUCGGACAUUAUUUUGGACUCCUUGUGCAGCACACUGUCUUGACCUCAUGCUAGAGGACAUUGGGAAGAUGAUGGAGUUCAAGUCCAAGAUUGCAAGUGGUAGAAAUAUUACCACUUUUAUUUAUAGACAUGGGCGAAUCCUUAGUGCCAUGAGAGAGCAUACGGGUGGGCAAGAUCUUAGUUUGUACAAGCACAAAAAUGCUUUGAGAGCUCUAUUUGUUAGUGAAGAUUGGGUUCGCUCAAAAUUAUCCAACACCGAAGCGGGUAAAACGGUGUGUGAGAUCGUGUUGUCGUAUAGAUUUUGGACUGCGGUUGAGGAUUGCUUGAGGGCAUCACAUCCCAUUUUGAUUGUGUUGAGGAUCGUUGAUGCUGAUAGUACUCCAGCUAUGCCCGAGCUUACGAUGGCUAUGUUGGCUGCUAAGAAAAAGCUCAAUGAAUCAUUUGCAAGCAAGCCAAGGUUGUUUGGAAAGUUGAUGGCUAUUGUAGAACGAAGAUGGGAUGAUCAGAUGGGAGUGGAUUUAUAUGGAGCCGCCUUAUUUUUAAAUCCUUCUAAAUACUUUGACCUUAAGGCGACGGAUAGUACAUGUGCUCGUAAGCAACGAGCCAUGUUCAAUACAAUACUUCAUAAGAUGAUUGGCGAUGAUGACUUGCAAGUGAAGAUCAUCAAUCAAGCAGAUAACUACGAUAACAUGAGGAACGACUUUGGAAUGCCAUUAGCAGUCAAGCAACAAAAAGCAAAGACUCAUCGUAAGUAA
Ipomoea nil (Japanese morning glory) is the source of this 1719-nucleotide messenger RNA. RefSeq lists its product as uncharacterized. The coding region runs from base 1 to 1719 and encodes 572 amino acids. The transcript is spliced from 2 exons. The record is from RefSeq and is a predicted model, not a curated record. NCBI's taxonomy places the organism in Eukaryota, Viridiplantae, Streptophyta, Magnoliopsida, Solanales, Convolvulaceae.